This is a messenger RNA of Parascedosporium putredinis, 726 nucleotides long. The record is from the annotation of a GenBank genome assembly. NCBI's taxonomy places the organism in Eukaryota, Fungi, Ascomycota, Sordariomycetes, Microascales, Microascaceae.
AUGAGCCGCUACCCAGUACGAACCCUCAUCCUGCUCAUACCCUUUGUCUCCUGGGCCUCAGCGCAAGGGUACGGCGUCGACGUCGGCUUCGCAGACACCUGCUGCGCCAACGACCGCUACUGCUACGUCGACCACGCCGCCGUCACCGCCCGCUGCUGCCCCUCGAGCAAAACUGCGACAAAACCUGCGGGCCCUCCCAGUACUACUGCCCGCAAACCACCUCCACCUCUGCACCAGCCUCUCCGGCUCCCCGUCUGCGCCCCGGGCCCUUCCAUCACCGUCAUCGGUAACGACGACGACGACAACAACGGCGCCGACGCCUCCCUCUCCGACGGCGCAAAGGCCGGCAUCGGCGCCGGCGUGGCCGUGGGCGUCUCGGCCGUCACCGCGAGCCUCACGUGGUUGUGGCUGUCGCGCCGACGUCGUGCCGCGCCGCUGCCGCCGCCCAGUCUAGCGGCGAGGAAGAGCGUGCCGGCCCAACCCCAGGCGCCUGACGAUAUCGCCGUACCCGUGGAGAUCGAUUCCAAAGCCGUCGGGCCCGCCAUCUCGCCCCACGACGACCCCGCCGCUCCGACUCCGUUAACACCCCCGCCUUUUGUCUCCCUCACGCCGGAGACGCCCGAACACCGCGCGGAACUGUAUGGCUCCGAGGUCCCGGCUCAGGCCUCCCGAGCGAUGAGACGCCGCCCAUUGUUUCACCGCAAUCCGAGGUGUCUUCGCCUCUGA